UUUUUUGAAAAACGCAUAAUAAUAAUAUUAACCAUUGUGUUGUACGGCAGUAGCCGUCUGCCGUUCUCACAACGGUUUCGGUACAACCGUUUUCUUUGUUUUCUAUAAUACAUUUUUCUUCCCACUUUGAACAAAAUCUUUCAGUUUUUUUCCCUUAGCUCUUCACGUCGGUUGGCCGUCUUGAAAAUCUCGCAGCUCGUCAAAAAAAUUACCCGGCUAAAAUGCUGACCGCUAAAUCGCAAAGGUUCUUCAAAAACUCAUAUGUUUGCGGCUGUAUGAUGAUGCAAAGUAGAAAAAUUUCCUCUAAUGAACUGUCCACCGCGUUGCGGCCAUUCUAUUUUUCAGUUCACCCAGAUCUUUUUGGACAGUACCCAAACGAAAGGGCGAUCAAUGAAAGUUCUUUGCAAAUGCUGAGCUCGUUCAUAGAGAGUACGCGUAAAAACCAACCCGUCAAGCCGGUGACAGUGAAAUUCUUUUUGAAACCUCACAAUAGAACUCAAAACAUCGAUCAGUUAAAAACUGUCAACAUAUAUUUGAAACAAAACGAUCUCAAACAAACGGUGUCCACAAUCCUGCAAAGCUGUAACCUUAGUACAUCAUACGUGGAUGGCUUGGCGGCCAAAUCGUCAAAUUACAAACAUAAAAAAACCUUCAGCAGCCCAAUGCCUGAUUACAUGUACAAAUAUGAUUAUGUAUGGAACAAAGAUCCGAACAUAGGCGACACAAUGCGCGAAGAGUUUAAAAAGAAACAAAUUACUGACAACUUGUUCAAAUGGUUGAAAAACAAUUCAAACAGCGCUCGUGAAAAGUUAAAAGUGUACGAACCGAUCAGGCAUGAAGUCUCUCGUAUCCAAGCGCACCUUUGUGAACAUUUGGGACUGAAAAGCAUCGGAUUCGACUGUGGCUGGGACGUACGUCAUUGUAUUGGCUGUCUCGUUAGCUUUCAAGCGCUAAUGGAGAAUCAUCCUGCGGAGAUGACGUUGUUAAAGAAUCGAACGAUCAUGUUUGGGAGAGACACUGGUCUGAGUUUAGACGGCAUUAUUCUUUUAAACAGCGGCGAAGUCCGACACAACUGGCUUGAUUUUAUCAAAAAUAUUGCCAAAGAAGAUGCCGUAUUAUUGACAGUGCCCGCUUACGAAAAAGCCGCUUCAAGAGUGUUACGCGAUAUAAAAGUAGUUCGAAGAAAAUUUCAACCCAAGACCAUGGCAAAGCAGUAUGAAAACAAUCUACGCAACCUCACUACCUCGUUGAGUGAUUAUCAAGGUCGCAGUGGUUAUCCGAAGACUUGGCCCGAUUCGUUGAACAAUUUCGAACUGGUCGUGGAAACUGAAGCUGGUCCGCUCAUGGUGUCGCCUACAGGACAGAUCAUCGUGCCAGCAUCGUGUCCUGCUACUUUAUUGGUCAACUUAAUAUCUAAGAAUUUAUCGAAGGCCACCGAGCUACUGGAAAAAUAUCAAAAGGAGAAAUACAUUGAGAAAGAUUUGUUCACCAGUUGCAUCAACGAGUUAAAUCUGGAAGCGUUGACCAAAGAUGAUAGCAUCACUCCCAGUUUGAUGAUCGAAUGCUGUCGAAAUCUGCACGAUAACCGGCACAAACUUAGACGAGUUUUCAGCGGCAUGCGAGUGUGCAUCACCACUUAUUAUUGUAUCAUGUCCGAUGGUCAAAUAUGCAUUCCGUGGAAUUGGAACUCUAAAUAAAAACACUAUCGGCAACGACCAAAAUAUUUAUUUAACAACUUUUAUUUUUAUCAUAUUUAUUAUUAUGGUUUUUAAUUUGAAUUUUAAGUAAUUACAUUUAUUUAUAUAUUUAUAUUAUAAUGUGUACGUCUUAAAGAGCCAAGAUGCAAAUACGUUGCCAUACAAGGUUUAUUUUAAAAAGUGGUUGCCAUUAUUGUAUAAAAUUAUAUUUUAGCUGUGAUUUAAACGAGUGAUCACGGAAGAGACUCGAGACAAUAGGACUUGUAUCAGUGAAAAUUUAGUUAUUUAGGAAACCAAUCGUAGGUUUUAGCGCAAGACUUGGUUUUUAAAAGUAUACUAUUUUAGAAUGUAAGAAUAGUAUAUCAUAAUACCGUUUGUUAACUACUUAACAAAGUACAAAAAUAAUAAAAAAUAUAUUGUGUUUUGACGAUAAUUAAUUUGCAAUUUACGGUAAAUUGACUUUGUCGGACGCAAUUGAAAAAAACUACUCAAUAUAUAUGUUUUUUUUACAAAUAGUAAUAACGUUGAUUAUUUUAAUUAUACUAUGUUGAAAUUUAAUUAUAUUAUAUAAUUUUACUAACA
This is a messenger RNA of Adelges cooleyi (spruce gall adelgid), 2279 nucleotides long. Its product is annotated as T-cell activation inhibitor, mitochondrial. NCBI's taxonomy places the organism in Eukaryota, Metazoa, Arthropoda, Insecta, Hemiptera, Adelgidae. Gene Ontology annotation, cellular component: mitochondrion. Bases 222 to 1697 code for a protein of 491 amino acids. The transcript is spliced from 10 exons. The record is from RefSeq and is a predicted model, not a curated record.